AUGUCUAUCAACCGUGGUGUCUACAUUGAUUCCGCCCACAGCCUCUACGUCGCUGAUGCAGAGCCCACAUCCGGUACUUUUCCAUCAGGUUCGACACUCCAACCGGGCGAGGUGACCAUCGCCAUCAAAAGCAGUGGGAUAUGCGGUUCGGACAUCCACUUCUGGAAGCAUGGCGGCAUCGGCCCCCGGUUGUCUUUUGAUGAGGGUGCGUUACUGGAGCCGUUAAGUGUGGCGCUGACUAGCGUGACGAGAGCAGGGGUAACCAUUGGCGGUCCGGUGGUUAUUUGUGGCGCUGGACCUAUCGGGUUGAUUACGCUGCAGGUUUGUCGGACUACGGGGGCAUGGCCAAUUGUUAUAACAGAUAUCAAUGAGGCGAGGCUGAACUUCGCCGAAGAGUAUGUUCUUGGGGUUAGGGCCUGUUUGGUACGACAGGACCAGAGCCCGGAGGACUGUGCUGAGCACGUGGAUGAAUUGAUGGGUGAGGAGAUUGAAACUGCCAUCGCCAUGGAAUGCACCGGAAUUGAGACUAGCUUGGCCACAGCAGUACAUAGCGUCAAGUUUGGCGGGAAGGUGUUUGUAAUUGGGGUGGGCAAAGAUAAAUUGGAAAUUCUCUUUAUGAGGAUGAGUGCUCGCAAGAUCGACCUGCAAUUUCAGCAAAGAUAUGUCAAUACGUGGCCGAGGGCUAUUCGGGUUUUGGAAAGCGGCAUGAUCGACCUGAAGAAGCUGGUGACCCAUGAAUUUUGCUUAGAAGACGCUGUAGAAGCGUUUGUGACGGCCGCUGAUCCAACACAUGGCGCUAUUAAGGUGCUCAUUCAGUCUGGCUAAAUAAAUAUCUUGGUUUGUUUUCCGGUCACUAUAUCAGACAUUUCAAAGAGACAAACAAGAAUGCGCU
Molecule: messenger RNA, 892 nt
Organism: Aspergillus ruber CBS 135680
Lineage: Eukaryota; Fungi; Ascomycota; Eurotiomycetes; Eurotiales; Aspergillaceae
Product: NAD(P)-binding protein
Exons: 2
Coding region: 1-825 (274 amino acids)
Biological process (GO): D-sorbitol catabolic process
Molecular function (GO): L-iditol 2-dehydrogenase (NAD+) activity
Source: RefSeq, a predicted model, not a curated record